This is a messenger RNA of Corticium candelabrum, 5125 nucleotides long. RefSeq names its product putative leucine-rich repeat-containing protein DDB_G0290503. The transcript is spliced from 4 exons. Lineage: Eukaryota; Metazoa; Porifera; Homoscleromorpha; Homosclerophorida; Plakinidae. The coding region runs from base 181 to 5013 and encodes 1610 amino acids. Gene Ontology annotation, molecular function: calcium ion binding. The record is from RefSeq and is a predicted model, not a curated record.
UUAGCGCGUCACAUCUCCCCGUUGAUACGAUUGACGAUAUAACGCCCUCUCCGCAGGCGGGCGCGACUUUGUUUACGCACCAUUCUACAGUUUUCAUUCCCUAGUUGACUGCUACGGCAACGAGUUGUGUGUUCACUUUUCGAAUCGCUCGCUCGCCGCGCCAAGAGUUGUUUUCAUCUGAUGGCCCAUCAAAUUCGCUCCGACCUGCAGGCGAUAUUCGUGCGUCUCGACGACACGGCGAGAGGCCACAUCGCACUGUCGGAGCUCACACGAAUGUGUGUCGACGUCGGCUGCGGCGCGCAGAGCGGAGAGGCGGCGCGCCGUUUGCUCGACGAGCUCGACAGCAAUGGAGACGGAAAGGUGACACGUUCGGAGUUCGUCACCGGAUUGUCCAAACAAGCUGGUCGCAAGUCGUCUGGAAAUUCAAGAUUUGACGCUUUGGAAUGCAUUCGGUUGCUGAUCGACGCCAGCGCGUUGAGUCGGAGGCGUAAAGUUGCUCACACCGGCGCGGAUAUUUCUCUGAGCAUCCCAACCAGCGCCUCUCAUUUCGACGCGAAGGAUGAGGCGUUGGGAACGACGUCAUGCAGCCCACCGACGGGAUACCGAGAUGGCGUGUCUGCCACGCCUGACUCUGGGAUAGGCGACUGGUCGCCUUAUAGUUCUGCUGUAGGUGCGGAUGAGGCUCUGGAGUUGGAGCUUGUGUUUCGAGAUUGUCGGUCUGAUGAUGGAUUUGUUGUCAAACAGAGUCUUGCUGAUGCUAUUGUUCGGCAUGAGUUGAGUUUUCAGAAGGAGCAGUUCUUGAUUGAGAUUUUUGAGAGGCUGGAUGAAAACCAGGAUGGUAGAGUUGGACUGGAGCAGCUCGUUACUGCCAGUUUCCACGAGCUGGAGAUAUUAAGUAGGAGAGAUCAUAAAAAGGAAGGAUCACCAGGAGCCAUGUUGGCACGGCAGAGAGUGAGUGAUGGUACACCCUUAUUUUCCUACCUGUUGUCGUCCAAGAAUGGAUUAUUAAAGAUUGAGGCUCUUCGUGAAUUGUGGGAGAGUCAACUGAGUGUUGAUGAUCCGGAUGUUGAUCCAACGGUUGUCCGGUUGUUUCUUGAUAGUCUCAGUGAGCAGACUGGAGGUACGGUGAAUGCGAACGAGCUCGCAAAGAAUAUGGAGAUGCUGCUGCUUGAAUCAACAGACAACAGUGCCGCCACGCAGACGUUCCGCAUGCUGGCUGUGAAUGCGUACAAAUGUGAAAUUGAGUUCUUGCUGACACAGACACAGACGCUCAGAGAGGAACGAAAUAAGCUGAGACGGGAUCUGAGCAAGUGGAGUGACCACCGAGAAGUGCUUAUUCAGGAAUCAGAGGAUCACAAGGAUAUGCUACAUUCACAACAUGAAGCUGCACUUGCAUCUCAACGUAAGACAUUUGAAGACCAAUUAAAGACAACACAAGAUGAUUUUCGUCAUCAGCAAGAUAUAAUAGUUGGUCAAUACAACGAGCAGGUAAAGAGCCUAACAACUCUUGUUGAUCAUCUGAGGCAGAACGAAACUCAACUCAAAGAGGAGAUUAUUGACCUCAAGCAAGAGACGAAUACAUUAGAAGGUGAACUGUUAGACGCCAGAGCUGAACUAAAUGCAAGUAACAAGAUGCUGGAUCGCUUGAAGUCUGAAAUUUUUCUUGCAUCAGACUGCAUACUGCUAGAAGGCUCAGGCCUCAAUGACUCCUCAGGUUCAAACGUUGGUGCCAAUCUCAAUGCACUGCGUGAGAUGAACUCCCAACUCAAAGACAAAGUAGAUGAACUGACGGCAGAAACUGAACAGUUAAGGCAAGAUCUUCGAGCAGAACGAAGAAAGUCUAGAAGGAAAACGAGCAGUAACCUUGGUGACGAUGUCUCCAAUAAUCACGUGUCUGAGUCUCAUGGCAGACCGAGGUCCCAACCAGGUUUAGUGAGGCGAAAAACCGUCAACUCCCCAGUGCCAAACGUUGCUGAGUUAACUUGCAGGAGUACUCCUGUAACACCUACCCGUCGAGUUUUACCUGCUGAUAAACGUCCUGUUGUGAUUGGAGCUGAAAAUGACGACUGCUUAGCACCAACAAACUUGAUGAUUGAAACAAUGGUUAUUCCUGAUGCCGACAUAUCUACCCAUGGGAACGAUGAUCUGCACGAAGUCAAAAGAUUACAGCUAGAAAAUGUCAAACUUACAGAGGAACUGAACACAGCCAACUCAGUUAUUGACCUUAUAACUGUCAAGGAAACAGCUUUGCAGUCCCAGAUAACAGACCUGACUGAGAAUUUGGAACAAUCACAUCGACGAAUAGAAGAAAACAAAUUACGGUAUCAAACUGAGGCAGAAGCUCUUGUGUGUGAGGUUACAAAUGCUAUGGAGAGCAAGUUGUCAGCUCUAAUCAAACGAGUUGAACAAAUUACCCACAACCAGGAGAUGAUCAGAGGAAGGAUAGAAGCAAAGGAACGCGAGAUUGCAGCCGAGUACCAGACACAGAUGAAUGAACUUCAGGAAUGCUUGAUCGCAUUGACAGAAGACCAUACUGUUGCAAUGGAUGAGCUGAAACUGAAAUGUCACCAACAGGAACUACAACUUGAACAAGAAAAGGGAAAAUACGAAAAUGCUUUGAAGAAAAUGGAGACACUGCAUGAGAAUUUGGUUCGAUCCAAAGAGACAGCAUACACACAGCUGCAGGAUAAACACAAGAAAAUGACACGAGAGAAAGAUGGAGAAAUCAGGAAGUUAAGACAAGCUCUGGGAGACAAUUGGAUCAAACAUGCCAAAGAUCUGGAACAGAAACACAAGAAGGAAACGAGUGAAUUGAAGAAGACGAUUCUUCAACUUGUUGGAAAACAGGGAGAAACAGAGGAGGAAAUGCAAUUUCAUUGUGAUUCAAUGGCAGAAGAACACAAGCAGGAGAAGGAGAAAUUACAAGCAAAAAUCAACAGACUGAUGGAGGAAAAUGCCAACUUGAAAGUUACUGUCAAGGGAGCUCGUGCUGAAAUGGAUGAAGAAUGCAGGCACAUGACUGCAGGACUGCAUAACAGUAUAAUGGAGUUAAAAGAAGAACGAGCCUUCCUUGAAGGUGAGAAUCAAGCAAGAGCUGAAGUAGAGGAGCAAUACAGGCAGAUGACAGCUGAGAACAAAGAAAUCAUCAGUCGACUAGAAGAGGAGAAACAAAUCGUAACUAAUCGGAUAGCUGAGUUGGAAAGCAACCACAAGCAGAUUAUUGCUGAAUUUGAAUGUCGUCUAGCCAAAACAAUGGAGAACUACAAGUCACUGGAAUCACAAAAUUUCAAAUUGGUGGAAGCAGAAAAGGCAAGCAAAUUAAACAGAAUAAAACUGGAGGAGGCAGUUGCUCGACUCCAAAAGGCAAAGACUUCAGCUGAAGAACUAAUACAGUCCAAAGCCACUGAAGCACAAAACGCGUAUGAGCAAGAUGCUGCCAGAUGGGAGUUAGACAUACAGUUUGCCAAAGCAGAAGCAAGACGAUACAAAGCAAUGUAUGAAGAAAAGAUUGAUGAUCUUGAACAACAAACAGAGCAACUGAAAUCUGAACUACGAAUGUUACAAGAUGACAAAGCAACAUUAGAAGACGAGAAAGAGGCAAACUUGCGGCAAAUGGAAGAAACCCAUAGCUACAGUCAAGUACUAUUGGCAACAAUUGAUGAACUUCAACAACAAACCGAUAAAACAUCCGAGGAAUUUCAAGCCAAAACACACGAAAUAAAGAAGCAUCAGCAGAUGGAAGGAAAGCUGGAAGCAGUAAUUGCAGAAUUGAAGUACAACAACAGCGAGUUGCAAGAACGAGCUGAUUGGUUGGAUCAAGUGAACAGCGAACUCAAACGACAGAACGAAGAGCUCCUCAAGGAGUUGGACGUGCGGGCCAUUGGAAUGACUAAUGUGACAGUCCAGUCUGUCAAACAGUCCGAUAGCCAGGAUAGCACUCGGAGAUUCAACCUUCGAAGUGUCCAGAUGAAGAACACAGCUCGACCACAACCCGUUGUGACAACACCACCCAAGUGCUCCAUGCCCUUUCCAAACCCAAUACGAAUUCCUAGUGAGGAAGCUCGCAAGUUGACCAUCACAGUCACUGACACGACAGCCCAGAGUGAAGCGUCGCAAACGCAAACCAUCUACUACGGUGGAGCAUCAACUGAACGCGAUUCUCGAGCACGUCGAUCGAGGUCACCAGAACUACAAGUGGAACAACUGGAGAAGAAAUUGCACGAGGUGGAGCAAGAGAACAAUCACCUCAUCCAUGGAAUGACACAAGACAAAGCGCAGCUGCUCAAACGCAUUGAACGAGUGAGACAAGCACUCAGUCAAGUGGCCAACGAUCUCGAAGACUCGCCAGACAACUCACAACCAUCACGAGCACAACUAGAACAUGCGAUCACCGGUCUUAGAAACAAGAUACAACAACAAGAAGCAACCACAUCCAAUCAGGCCAAUCAACUGAAACGCGUCACAGAAGAAAAUGCGUGCAUGAAAGAAGAGAAGCGGAAGACUGACGUUGGCAUCGCUGAACUGCAACAGCAGCUUGAUAGACUUACCAAGGAACGUGACAGCCUGAGAACAAAACUAGAAGUAACACGAAAACGAACACGAACGUCGUACACGCAGACCCACAAAGCCACUGCAACUAUCAUUGUUAGUAAAACGGGAGCUCAGCCAUCACGGAUGACGACAACUGAAAACAAACACGACGACACUACAACUACAAACAAAGCCACACAAAACCAUGACGACAUCAUGAAUCCGUUAGACGAAACACAGCAAUCGUUGGACUAUCUCAAGGACCAGCUCAUCGCCGAGAACGACGAGUUCCACAAGCGUCGACGACAAUUCGAGCUACAGCUGAGAAAAGUGAUAAAAGACGGACUGGGAUUUCAGAGCGACUUUGACACAGCACAACAAAAGGCCCACCUAAAGGUCCUGGCAAUGAAAGAGCAGAAGACUGCUCUAUCUCGAGUGUUGACUCGAGUCUGCUCAGCACUGCUGGUAACACCCGACAGUUAAUAUCAACAUUUACCCCACAACACAAAUCCAUGGAUCACACAUUUGUUGUAUGAGGUAUUACUCUUGUAUACAAACCACAUAUCAGACCUAAUAUAGUGAGACAAGCAGAGAU